Euleptes europaea (tarantolino) is the source of this 920-nucleotide messenger RNA. RefSeq names its product metabolism of cobalamin associated C (gene MMACHC). Gene Ontology annotation, biological process: cobalamin metabolic process. The coding region runs from base 38 to 778 and encodes 246 amino acids. The record is from RefSeq and is a predicted model, not a curated record. Lineage: Eukaryota; Metazoa; Chordata; Lepidosauria; Squamata; Sphaerodactylidae. Gene Ontology annotation, cellular component: cytoplasm. Gene Ontology annotation, molecular function: FAD binding; cyanocobalamin reductase (cyanide-eliminating) (NADP+) activity; demethylase activity. The transcript has 4 exons.
AAACUACAUUACCCAUGGGGCUCAGAGCCUAACUGCCAUGGAGAAGCGUGUGGCGCAUCUGGAGAAGAGGAUUCGUGGCAACUUGGAGCAUUUGGGAUUUGAGGUUCAUCCUUUCAAGGUAGGAUGGUACAAUGCAGUCCUUCCUUCAGCUUUUCAUUUGCCAUACUCUGAUAACACACUGGCAUUUGUGGUACUCAGCAUCCCCGCCAUGUUUGACAAAGCCUUCAAACCUUUCCUGAAGAAUCAGCUGCUGGAAAAGAUUCAUGAUCCCGUGGAUCAGUGCAUUUUCCAUCACCUUUCGUUGGUGAGGGAGAGCCUUGCUGACCAGCAGUUGGAUAUCAUGUAUGAUUAUGAGAUGCUGCCCAAUCGGAAGCCCAGGUUCCUGGCCCAGACAGCAGCUCAUGUAGCUGGUGCUGCAUACUACUACCAGAGGAAAGAUGUGCAGCAGGAUCCUUGGGGAGAGAAGAAGAUCUACGGUGUCUGCAUUCAUCCCUGUUACGGAGGCUGGUUUGCCAUCCGGGCUCUCCUGCUUUUCCCAGAUGUUGAGGUGUCCUCCUUGCAGGAGAAUUCCCCUAUCGAUUGCGUGAGAACAGAAGAAAAGAAAAUAGAACUGCUGGAUAAGUUCAAUUUCCACUGGUGGGACUGGAGCUACCGGGACAUUAUUGAAGUGACGGAGAAGUACUCGGAGGAGCAGAAAAUGUACUUUGCAACUCCUCCGGCUGAACGAUUAAAACUGCUGGGGCUUAACGGAGGAUUGCAGAGGAAUGCAAUGCACUGAGUAGCGUUUUUCAUUGUGCAAAAGAGACAUGUGGCCUGCAUCACUGUGCCCACUGUUAAAAAGAUGGACCAUGCCAGCAUCUUGAUGAUUCAGUCUGGCAACCUGGCUCUCAGUUGUAGCCGUAUUGCAUUCUAGAAUUGGG